This is a messenger RNA of Panonychus citri (citrus red mite), 3129 nucleotides long. RefSeq names its product AP-3 complex subunit beta-2-like. NCBI's taxonomy places the organism in Eukaryota, Metazoa, Arthropoda, Arachnida, Trombidiformes, Tetranychidae. The transcript is spliced from 3 exons. Gene Ontology annotation, cellular component: AP-3 adaptor complex; membrane coat. Gene Ontology annotation, biological process: intracellular protein transport; vesicle-mediated transport. The record is from RefSeq and is a predicted model, not a curated record. Bases 157 to 2961 code for a protein of 934 amino acids.
AUUGAGUUUCAUGUUGAUGGAUCUUGACGUUGGCAACCUGAUGUUUUUUACCUUUAAUUAAAUUAAAUUAAUUAGUUGAUCUUUCGUAAUUUAUUUUCAAUUUUUGUUUUAAUUGGUGGUUAAUCAACUGUUCCACCACUGACCCACCUAAUAACCAUGUCGUCUGCUGGUUCAUUUGAGUAUCAGGCUCACAAAGAAUCAGCCAAUUUAGAGAUAAAUGAAAACAAUGAUUAUACAAACUAUGGUGGAGGUGGAAAUGAUAACUAUUCAAGUUAUGGUAACUCAACAAAUAAUUACACAAGUAAUUUUACUCAAAUGGAUAGUGCCUCAAUUAUACCCGCUUUUCCGUCACGAAAUGAUGAUCUUAAAUCAAUGUUGGAAAAUAACAAAGAUGGACCCAAAGUGGAGGCGAUGAAACGAUUAAUAUCAAUGAUAGCCAAAGGUCGAGCCUCAUCGGACACAGCGGCAAGAGAACUGUUUCCCCAUGUGGUCAAAAACGUGGUGACCAAAAACGCAGAGCUUAAAAAAUUGGUCUACCUUUACCUGACCCGUUACGCUGAACAGGAACAAGAUUUGGCACUUUUAUCAAUCUCGUCUUUCCAGAGAUCAUUGAAAGAUCCUAAUCCAUUGAUACGAGCCUCUGCUCUUCGGGUUCUCUCAUCGAUUCGAGUUCCCAUGAUAUCACCAAUCAUGUUGAUCGCAAUUAAAGAUUGUUCCAAUGAUAUGUCAGCCUAUGUGAGGAAAACUGCAGCUCAUGCGAUCUCUAAAUUAUACCAUUUGGAUCCCGAUUUAAAGGAAGAGAUUAUUUCAGUAAUUGCUCGUUUACUUCAAGAUAAAACUUCACUUGUUUUGGGUUCAGCGGUCGCUGCUUUCGAGGAAAUUUGUCCUGAACGUUUUGAUCUGAUACACUCCAAUUAUCGGAAAUUUGUCUCCCUCAUGCCCGAUUUUGAUGAAUGGGGUCAAGUUAUUUUAAUCAACAUGUUAAUUCGUUAUGGUCGGACACAGUUUUUAGAUCCAAAUGUCCGUUCAAAUAAAGGGGAAGUAGGAGAAGAAGGUGAUGAUAAAGAAGGAGAAAACGAUGAAAUUAAAGAUUCCGGUGAUAUGGGUGGUCUUGUUUACCUUGAUUCUGACCAUCGAUUAUUAUUGAGAAACGCAAAACCAUUAUUACAAUCUCGAAACUCGGCUGUGGUCAUGGCAGUUGUGCAAUUAUAUUUAGCAUUGGCACCCGAUUCGGAAGUAAACUCACUCAUUGUUAAACCUUUAAUACGUUUACUUCAUUCUCACCCGGAAAUUCAGAUUAUCGUUCUAACCAAUAUUGUUACCCUGACCGGAACUUGUCUACCAAGUAAUGGUAUCUCCAAGCCUAUGAAGCCACUUUUUGAACCUUAUUUAAAAUCGUUUUUCAUAAAAUCUCGUGAUUCAACACAAGUGAAAAUACUUAAACUUUCCAUUCUUACCAAUCUAUCAAGUUCAUCCAAUAUACCAUUGAUUCUGAGGGAGUUUCAGGCGUACAUUUAUAAUUAUCAAGCGGACAUGGAAUUUGUUUCAGCCACAAUUCAGGCAAUCGGUCGAUGUGCAUCAAGAAUCAAAGAAGUUGCCCUAAUCUGUUUGAAUGGAUUAAUUAAACUUCUAUCCAAUCGUAAUGAGGCCAUUGUUGCUCAAAGUAUUAUCGUCAUACGAACACAAAUUAUUCGUAAAGAGAAAGAGAAACAAUUGGAUAAAGAAUCAUCAUCAUCAUCAUCACCAAAAAAGGAAGGAGUUGCUACGAAAAAUGACAAAUAUAAUGACGAUGAUGAUGACGAAGAUGAAGAUGAAGAUGAAGACUCAAUGGAUUCAAGUACUAAAGCCGAUUCAAUAGUUACCAUGAUAAUCAAACAAGUUAUUCGUUUAAUUGAUAAAAUUGAAACUCCUCAUGCUCGGGCUACUAUAUUAUGGAUAUUAGCUGAGUUUUGUGAUAAAAAUGACAAAUCAUUACAAGUUUCACCUGAUGUAUUACGUUUAAUUGCGAAAACUUUCUGCAAUGAAUCAAAUCUAGUUAAAUUGCAGGCAAUGAAUUUAGCCUCUAAAUUGUAUUUAAAGGUAAUCAUUGGAGAAAGUGAGGUUUUCACCGAGAAAGAGAAAAUCCGAAUCAAAGCUUUGGUUAAUUAUGUUUUUAAUUUGGCAAAAUAUGAUGUUAAUUAUGAUGUUCGUGAUAGAGGAAGAUUUUUGAAACAAUUGAUGAAUAAAUGUGAUUCCCAGGAGGGUAACAUUUUAACCAAUAGGAUACUCAUGUCACCCAAAGUUUCAAUCAACCAAACGGAAAGUGAACAAUCAGAAUCAAUUGUAGAUUAUUCAUCUAAAUUUAGAAUUGGAACUUUAUCUCAUUUUCUUGAUAAAAGAUUAACUGGUUAUGAAGAGUUACCCGAUUUUCCAACUGAACAGCCAGAUACAAGUGUCCGUCAGCGACCAGGAGCUGAAGAGGUCGUUUUAAAGAGAGUUCCCUUCGAACUUGUUAAAAAGGAUUCGACGAAAAGAGAUGAUGACAAUUUCUACAGUGACAGUAGUGAUUAUGGCGAAGAGGAAGGAGAAGAAGAGGAGGAAGAAGAAGAUGAUGACAGUGAUGAAGAUUCAGAUGAAGAUUCCGAUGAAGAUGAUAGUGAUGAUGAUGAUGACGACGACGACGAUGAUGAUGAUGACACUGAAGAUGAAGAAACUGAAACUGAAAAUGAAAGUGAAAAAGGAGUUGAAGACAAAAAUGAUUACGAGCAAGUUGAUGAUGGAGAUGAUGAUGUCAACGAUGAUAAAGAAGAUGAUGAUAAUGAAUCAGCUGAUAAUGAAGAUAAUAUCGACACCAAUGGUACUAAAAGUGAUCCCACCGUUAAAUCACCAACCACCGCCAACAAUAAAGAUAUUGAAUCCAUGAAGAAAGGAUUGGAUAAGCUAAAAGUUUCCGGAAAUGAUGAAAACAAUACCAAUAGUUGAACGGAAAUUGUUGAAGUAUUUUUUUUUAUCAUCACUAAAUCAAAUUAAAUUGUAAAAAUCAACAACCACAAGCAACAACAACAACAAUAGAGAAAAACAAAACAAUCAAGUAAUUGAUUAAUUAAUUACCCUAAACAAAAAUAAACAUGAACCUUAAACAUAACAAAA